Molecule: messenger RNA, 1443 nt
Organism: Gamsiella multidivaricata
Lineage: Eukaryota; Fungi; Mortierellomycota; Mortierellomycetes; Mortierellales; Mortierellaceae
Exons: 1
Coding region: 257-1243 (328 amino acids)
Source: RefSeq, a predicted model, not a curated record
UUCCAAGGUCCCUGCAGAACUCGUCUCGCUCUUCACGAAGAACUGUCAGACGUGUCUUGGUGUCCGCAAGUACAGCAAAAACAAGCGCCCAAUCCUUAACGAGUUCGAAUACCCUGCUCAUCAGCAGGCCCCUCAACCACAACAUCAGCAGCAACAGCCAGUACCGCAGCUUCAACAGCAACAAGCACACCACCAUGUCCAACCACCACAUCUCCAGCUCACAUGCAACACCAGUGGGUACGGCCAGUUGCACAAUAUGAUGAAGCAUGAGCAUGGCCAGAUCUCUCCCAUUUCUCCUAUUGGGUCCAGCUUCUUUGAAAAUAGCCACAUUCACUCUGCAUACAACCAAGAAGCGCAACAGAAUCAUCAUCAUCACCACCACCACCAACAGCAGCUGCAGCUGCACCACCACCACCAUGCAGCCCUAGCAACCCAUCUGAACAUGAGCAUGAGUCUAUCAGACCUGUCACUCAAUCAUACCAACACCGCCAGCACGGACUUUCCUUCCCCGAUCACGACAUCGACACCUCCAAACAUCCUCACAAAAUUCGAGCUGCCGUUCAAUCAGCUCUUGCAACAACAGAGUCAGAUCAUGAACAGCGGCCUUCACAGCCCAACAGAUCUUCCAGACCACCAUUUCACAACACAGCUUCAACUUCAGCAACGGUCCUCGCCAACGUGCUCAUCCGCAAGUCCGUACUCGCCUUUGUUGGAUGAACAUUACCUUUCUCAUCCAUCUCAGCAUCCUAACCAGCAUCAGCACCAGUACCAGCAGCAGGCAAACGACUAUACGCAGACGUUCUCGAGCUACUCCGCAGCAGCAGCAGCAGCAGCAGCAGCAGCAGCGGCGGCUCUGUCGUUAAGAAACUUCCAACACCUGCCGUACUCGUCCUCCCCACGUCCUCAGCAACAGCAGCAGCAGGUUGAGGAUGAGGGAUCGCUGAUAUCAUCGGAAGCUCAACUCUUCCAGAAGCAGAUCCAGCAAGAGCAUCAGUGGUACCAGCAGCAGCAGCAGCAGCAAAGGUUUCUUCCGGAUGUGUCGAUGACCUCGGCAGUGAUGUCUUCGGUGGCCUCGGCGGUACCUUCGAUGACUUGUUCGAUCCCAACACCGACGAUGGGGUCACCGUUGGAGGGAUUCUUGGAUGAUGAGGAUGUGGAACAGGAUCGGAGGGCGCAGCAGGACGAGUUGGAGAGGUGUCAGUUGAAUGCUGUUGCUGAGCUCGUUGCUGCCGCCCAGCUAUAACCCUCCUUUCCCUCCCCCUCCUCCUCCUUUUUCUUUUUGUCUUUUUUUUCAGCUCCAUGUAAUUAUAUCACACAAAAAAAGUGGUUUCUUCGCCUUGCUUAGUGGAGGCAAUUGUACAUUCUUCCUCUCCUCCUCCCUUUCCAUCCCUUGUACUAUCCAUUAUCGAAUAGAAGAAAUAAAAUAAAAAAUAGCUAAUCGAC